Molecule: messenger RNA, 3792 nt
Organism: Gadus chalcogrammus (walleye pollock)
Lineage: Eukaryota; Metazoa; Chordata; Actinopteri; Gadiformes; Gadidae
Gene: nfatc3a
Product: nuclear factor of activated T cells 3a
Exons: 10
Coding region: 448-3792 (1114 amino acids)
Biological process (GO): cytokine production; regulation of transcription by RNA polymerase II; calcineurin-NFAT signaling cascade
Cellular component (GO): transcription regulator complex
Molecular function (GO): transcription factor binding; DNA-binding transcription factor activity, RNA polymerase II-specific; RNA polymerase II cis-regulatory region sequence-specific DNA binding
Source: RefSeq, a predicted model, not a curated record
CUGACGUCAUCGCGGGAACUGCCCUGUCACGCGCUGUUAGUAAAAGUUGGGAUAGAAGCUCCAGUCGGCGCGAGAGAGGUAAAUUUCGCGACCGCUUUUAUUGACGUUUGGUAAAGGUCGCGAGGAAGCGAAAUAAAUGACAGUGUAGCCUAGUCGAAGCCGCGCGAUGUAACGAAAGUCGACUCCUUCCAAAAGUUUAUGUCAACACUUUAUCACAGUAGUCGAGAAGAAACCGCCACAGUGAGAGUUAUUCUGGAUUUUUUUUAAAAGAAGGAAACGCUUUCUCGAGACCGUCGCGUUUAUAAUUGUAAAAACAACAACAUCUCGAAAGGCUUAUUUAACGAGAAGAGAACCACCCCCCGUGUUCCAGUCGGUAAAUGUUGUGACAUUUACAGCAGGGCAUUGCUCUAUAGCCGAGUCGUGGGGGAACCCACGCUGUCAAACCCGAUGACUACUGUUAACUGCACCGGCACCGAGGAGCUGGACUUCACGCUCAUCUUCGGAGAGGACGGACAGCAGCACGGCCCUGCAGAUCAGGAGCCCGAUGACAACACAUCCUUCUACAUCCACGAUGUGGGCCAGCCACAGUCCAUGGUUAGCAGCCACCAGUCUGUGGGCCUGCCCCAUUCAGCCGUCUCAAACCACCAGUCUAUGGGUCUGCCACGCCAUAGCAUGCAGGCUUACUCCCAGCUUAUCAACACGUCACCACGCCUGCAGCCACACAAACAGGCCUGCGAGUCCCACAGCUACGACGGCCUACACGAGCCCAAGUACAGCACAUCUCCCCUGCUACCCCACACCCCCACGGGCCCUCCCAAGGCCUUUGAGUGUCCCAGCAUCCAGAUCACCUCCAUCUCGCCCAGCUGUCAGCAGGGGAUGGGCGCCAGUCAGGAGGACCUCAGGGCCAACGGCCCCGAAGGGGACUACCACGGGGAGCGACCUCUCUCCAGGGACCACCUGUACCUGCCCCUGGAUCACGCGUACCGGGACUCAUCGCUCAGCCCCAGCCCUUGCAGCAGCAUCUCCUCCAGGAGCUGGUUCUCUGACGCCUCUUCCUGCGAGUCCUUCUCCCACAUCAACGACGACGUGGAACACGAGCUGAACGAGGCGGCCGCCCGCUUCACCCUGAGCUCGCCGCUCACCUCCCCGGGGGCCGGCUCCCCCCAGACAUGGGGGUUGCCCCAGGAUGACCAGGGGCCAUGGCAGCAGCAGCAGCAGCAGCAACAGCACCACCACCCCGCCUUCAUCCACUCCCACUCCCUCACCCUCUCGCCACGGGGGUCCCCGUGCCACUCCCCGCGCACCAGCGUCACCGAUGAGAACUGGCUCAGCCCGCGGCCGCCCUCCCGCCCCUCCUCGCGGCCCACCUCGCCGUGCGGCAAGAGGCGCCACUCCAGCGCAGACAUCUGCUUCCAGGGCUCGCUGUCCCCGCACCACUCGCCCACCCCCACGCCAGGGCCCUCGCCCAGGGGCAGCGUGACCGAGGACACCUGGGGUGGAAGCCCCCAGGCCGGCAUGUCGCCCUUCCAGUUCUGUCCCUCCGAGGCCGACAUACCCUCCAAGACCAGGAAGACCUCCCAGGACAGGACGGUCAUGCAGGGGGACAUGGGUCUGGACGAGCAGGGGAGUAUGUCCCCACACCUGGACUCCCCGUCAGACGAGGGUCUGCACGGCAUGAAGAAGGACGCCGCCGGCGAGCAGUUCCUCUCCGUGCCCUCCCAUUUCACGUGGAACAAACCCAAACCCGGUCACACGCCUAUAUUCAGGACCUCGUCCCUGCCCCCUCUCGACUGGCCGCUCCCCAGCCAGUUUGGCCAGUAUGAGUUAAAAAUAGAGGUGCACCCCAAGGCUCAUCACCGGGCCCACUACGAAACAGAGGGCAGCCGAGGAGCCGUCAAAGCAACUUCCGGGGGCCAUCCUAUCGUCAAGCUCAUUGGCUACAGUGAGAAGCCCAUCAACCUUCAGAUGUUCAUCGGCACAGCGGAUGACCGCUACCUCCGGCCGCACGCCUUCUACCAGGUGCACCGGAUCACCGGCAAGACGGUGGCCACAGCCAGCCAGGAGAUCGUCAUCACCAGCACCAAAGUCCUUGAGAUCCCACUCCUACCGGAGAACAACAUGACGGCCAGUAUCGACUGCGCCGGCAUCCUCAAGCUCCGCAACUCGGACAUUGAGCUGCGGAAGGGGGAGACGGACAUCGGCAGGAAGAACACGCGGGUCCGGGUGGUGUUCCGGGUGCACAUCCCCCAGCCCAACGGGAAGGUGCUGUCGCUGCAGGCCUCCUCCAUCCCUGUGGAGUGCUCCCAGCGCUCGGCUCAGGAGCUGCCCCAGGUGGAGAAGUCCAGCCCGACCAGCUGCCUGGUCAGCGGGGGAGAGGAGAUGGUCAUCUCCGGCUCCAACUUCUUCCCCGAGUCAAAGGUCAUCUUCCUGGAGAAGGGCCCUGACGGACGUCCACAGUGGGAGGUGGAGGCGAAAGUGAUCCGUGACAGAGCUCAAGGAUGCAGUAUAGUGGUGGAGGUGCCUCCGUACCACAGCAAGGCCGUAGGCUCUGCCGUGCAGGUUCAAUUCUACGUGUGCAACGGCAAGAGGAAAAGGAGCCAAUCCCAGCGCUUCACCUACCUGUCAGUCAUGGUGAAACAGGAGCUCAGAGAUGACCUGGACCACCCCUCCGUGCGGCCCCUGUCCAUGCCCAUGCCCAUGGCGCAUGCUGCCAGUCUGGUGUGCACCCAGCUGCCUUCCCCGGAGCAGGGCCACCCCUCUGACGGCCUUCUGUCCGGCUCCCCCAGGGGCCUGGCCGCGGGCCCUGGCCCGGGCCUCCUGCCCCUGCAGGGCCCCUGCCCUUCCCUGGGCUCCCCGUCUUUCCAGCACCUGCCUCAGCUCCAGGGCCGAGGAUUACACCACGCCCCCGCCGACUGCCACAUGACCUUUCAGCCCGGCUCCGCCCCCCACUCCCCCGCCCGGCCCUCCUACCAGCCCAUGCAGCACGGCCACGCCCACAGCCUGCCCUUCAACGGCCAGCACGGCCUGUCCCCCCAGGGCUACGAGCGGAUGCCCCCCUACCAGCAGGACCGCAGCACAGCACCCCAGCACACCAUGGACCUGGGGGGCAUGGGGGGCAUGGUGUACCCCAGCACCCCUUCCUCCUGCUCCUCCCCCUCCUCCGGCCCCGGCUCCACCAGCCCCAACCACCACGCCCCCUCCCCCCACAGCCAGCAGACCCUCCUGAGUCACUCCUCCUCCCACCUCCACACGAUGGGGGGUUACCACCCCGUCCAGGUGGGCUCCCCCGGCGGCCACCCCCAGGCCGGGCAGCCCCCCUCCCAGCAGCUGCAGCGGGCCAUGAGCUACCACCCCGUGGGCCAACGGUCGGCCUCCUGCCCCACGCCCUCCAGCGCAGCCCCGCCACAGCUGAUCCCCUCGCCCCAGUCGGGACCCCCCUCCCCCCAGGUGCACUCCCUGCCCUACCAGUCCCCCACCUCCCCCUCGCCCACCGCCGGGGGCAGCCCCCUAGGGAGACAGCCCUCCCCCCAGGCCAGCAGCCCCGUCAUGGCCAGCCUGUCCCCGGCGACCGCGGCGGGGCCCAUGAGCCACCCGCUGGCCCCCCAGGGCCCCUUCCCCCCGGACGUAGAGCGGCUGAGCAUCAAGCAGGAGCCCGAGGAACGAGAGCCCACCUUCCGCUCCAUAGGCCUGCAGGACAUCACGCUGGACGAUGUGAAUGAGAUCAUCGGCAGGGACAUGUCGGAGACGCCUGCGGCCCACCCGUCUCCAGACCCUCCACACGGCCACUCCUAG